Molecule: messenger RNA, 3948 nt
Organism: Rhopilema esculentum
Lineage: Eukaryota; Metazoa; Cnidaria; Scyphozoa; Rhizostomeae; Rhizostomatidae
Source: RefSeq, a predicted model, not a curated record
AUGAAGUCUCGUAUGCGUGCUACAGCACCAAUCAGAUCAACCUUUGUUCACAAGCGUACCGUCACUCAUGUCACUAGUGAAAGCAGCAACCGCAACAUACUAACAAGACACAAAUGCUGGCUUUGCUCAAACUCUUCACACUGGCCAGAUCAAUGUAUAAAGUUUGCUGGGCUCAAUGUGAAUGACCGUCACAAAGUUGCCAGAGAGAAUCAUGUUUGUUUUAGCUGCCUGAAAAAAGCUGGAAGAGAUCACAAAGCCGUCAACUGUAGUCGUCGCAAGCAAUGUCCAGUCGUUAAAAAUGGUAUACGUUGCAACGGUUUCCAUCAUCAUCUCCUGCACAAAGAGGAAAACGGCACAGUAGGAGUCGGAGUUGCCAUCGCAUCUGAUGACGGAGAAGCAAUCCUUCCAGUUAUUACAGUCAACAUUUCCAAUUCAAGAGGUUUCUUCAAGCGAGGAAAUGUAUUGUUAGAUUCAGGAGCACAAAUCAGCUUGAUACGUCAAGAGACAGCUGAAAAACUAGGACUUAAAGGUCAAGAUGUAUCAGUCAACAUUACAAAAGUUGGUGGAGAGGAAGAAACAUUAAAAACAAAGAAAUAUACCGUUACAGUUUCCCAAAUCAAUGACCAGAAACAGUAUUCAGUCAAGGCAAUUGGCAUUCCAAUAAUAAGUGAUGGUAUCAAAUCUGUCAACACAUCCAGACUACAAGAAAUUUUCGGACUGCAAGCAGAAAAGGUGAGAAGAGGAAGCGGCCCAGUGGACUUGUUAAUCGGCAUAGAUUAUGCUUUCAUGCAUUCAGGUGAAACAAGGCAAGCUGGCCAUCUGAUGGCUCGACAGUCUCCACUUGGAUGGGUAUUUUUUGGAGCAAGACCAGGAGAGACAUGUGAGGUAACAAGCAUACUUCAUGUGAAGUAUACAGAACCAGUUGACCUUGCUGCCUUUUGGACCACGGAAUCAAUGGGAGUUAAUAUGAAGCAAUGUAUAUGCACUGCAGACAAACUGAGUGAAACUGAGAAGGAAGAGGCCAGAAUCAUUGCAGAAUCGUGUGUUAAGGUGGAAAACCAAUGGCUAGUUCCAUAUCCAUGGAAAAAGGAUCCCAAUCUUCUACCUGACAAUAAACAAUUGGCAGUGAAGCGUUUAGAAUCAAUGGAACGUCGAUUGAAGAUUAAACCCGAACAAGCAGAAGCUUAUGAUAAGCAAAUGAAAGAAAUGAACGAAAUGAACUUUUCACGUAAAUUGACAACUGACGAAUUAAAAGAAUAUAAAGGCCCUGUGCAUUACAUCCCCCAUCAUGCAGUCCUAAGACCAGAGAAGAAAAGCACACCUGUCCGAAUCGUGUUCAACUCAUCCUCAGUGUUUCAAGGUCAUCAACUCAACGAUUAUUGGAUGAAAGGCCCAGACUUAUUGAAUAACCUGUUUGGAGUCAGUCUGCGUUUCAGAGAAAGAGAAGUAGCAUUGAUUGGUGACAUAUCAAAGAUGUAUCAUCGAAUAUUGAUACCAGAACAAGAUCAGCAUGUACACAGAUUUCUUUGGCGUAAUUUAGAGACACACAGAGAGCCUGAUGUUUAUGUCAAGACAGUUCUUACAUUUGGGGACAAACCAGCUCCAGCGAUGGCACAGAUUGCUUUGAGAAAGACGGCAGAAGAAUGUAAAGAAAUCAAACCGAAAGCUGGAAAGGUGCUGACAGAAAAUGUUUACAUGGAUGAUAUAUGUGAAUCAGUGGAAACGGUAGAAGAAGCAAAGAAGCUAGCAGAGGAUAUAGAUUUUGUUCUGAAGAACGGAGGUUUCCAAGUCAAAGGAUGGAUUUCAAACAAAGAACUGCAUGAAAACAGCAAGCAUACAGGAGAGUCAGAUGCAAACAAUAUGCUGAAAGAAGAAGCAGAUGAGAAAGUACUUGGAAUUUCUUGGAACAGAAAGUCAGAUACGCUGUCACUUAAAGUUGACUCUGACUUGAUGAAACUCAUUGAUGAAGAAAAGCAUCUAACAGAGAAGGUAAAACUAACCAAAAGAAGACUACUGUCUGAAGUUGCAAAGAUUUAUGAUCCAAUCGGAUUGGCUGCUGCAUUUAUUAUCAGAGCUAAGAUUGGAAUACAGGAACUAUGGCAGACUGGAAUUGAUUGGGAUAUAGAAAUUCCUACAAAUAUGCGAGGGAAAUGGAUUGAACUGUUUAAAGAGAUGAAAGAGCUCAACAAUAUUUCUUUCAGAAGACCAUUGCUAACAACAGAUGUCAAAGAAAAACCAUCAUUGUGUUUGUUUUCAGAUGCGUCACAAGAAGCCUUUGGAGCAUGUGCAUACCUUCGACAGAAGAUUGAGAAUGGCAAAUUUGAUGUUAGAUUCGUUGCUGCCAAAACAAGAGUUGCACCACUAAAACAGCUAACCAUACCACGCUUGGAGUUACAAGCUGCUGUCCUUGCAUCACGUCUUGCAAAAACGAUUCAAGAAGAAUCAAGGAUCGAAUUCAAGGAUGUUAAUUUCUUCACAGACAGCUCGAUAACAUCAGCUUGGAUUCAAAGUCCAUCACGCAGUUACAAACCAUUUGUAUCAUCCAGGAUAGGAGAGAUUCAAAGCAAUUCAGACCCUAGCCAGUGGAAACACAUUCCUGGGGAAAACAAUGUAGCAGACGAGCUGUCACGAGGGAUUCAUGUACAUGAACUGAACGGAAGAUGGAUGCACGGACCAGAGUUUCUACGAACUGCGGAAGAAUUAUGGCCAACAAAAGCUAUUCCGUCGCCAGUCAAAGAAGACAGUGAACGUCGUAAAGCUACAAAAGUCUGUUUGUCGAUAAACACAAAGCCUGAAAAUGUUAUCAAUUAUGACACAGUCUCCAGUUGGCCGAAGCUUAUACGAGUUUAUGCAUGGAUCAAAAGACUAGCUGAAAAUAUCAGACGCCUGAAACGUCAUGUACCAUUUAAAUAUGGACCACUGAAACCCGAGGAACUCCAGAAAUCAGAGUUGUUUCUGAUCAAAGAUGCACAAAAAAGCUUACAUAACCGUUUAAAGAAAGGUGAAUUCAAGUCACUCAGUCCUUUUGUUGACGAAAAUGGAGUUAUUAGAGUUGGAGGCAGAGCAGAUAAAGCGUUAUUGUCUUAUGAGACAAGACAUCCAGCCCUACUGCCAAGUUAUCAUAGGAUUUCACUGCUGAUAACUAGACACGUACACCAACACGGACACACCGGAGUUGCAACAACCACAGCCAAGAUAAGGAGGAAAUAUUGGAUACUUACAGGCAACAAAAUAAGCAAAUCUGUUAAAUUCAAGUGUGUGUUCUGCAGAGAAUUGGCACACAAAGCAGAAGAACAACAAAUGGGAAGCCUUCCUGCAAUUCGACUGACACCGCAAACACCACCAUUCUACUACACAGCAUGUGAUUAUUUUGGACCGUACAAUGUUAGAAUUGGACGUAAUAAAACGGCAAAGCAUUAUGGUGUCAUAUUUACAUGCUUGAGUACAAGAGCAGUUCACCUAGAGCUAGCAACCGAUUGUUCUACAAUGGAAUUUUUACAAGUACUGAGAAGAUUUUUCUGCAUUCGAGGCUAUCCAGCAGUAAUUUUGAGUGACAAUGGAACACAGAUGGUUGGUGCAGAGAGAGUUUUGAGAGAGAUGAUAGAGGAAUUCGACACUGACCAACUACAAGAUUUUUGUGCAGGGAGAGGCAUAAACUGGAUUUUCAUCACACCGGCAGCACCACACCAAAAUGGAUGCGCAGAAGCACUUGUAAAGAGCAGCAAAAGAGCAUUAAAAAUCGCUAUUGGUGAACAAGUUUUGAGACCCUUUGAAUUAUACACUUGUUUGAUGGAAGUUGCAAACUUGUUGAACCAACGCCCAAUUGGUAGAAUUCCAAAUGAUCCAGAUGAUGGAGCCUACUUAUGUCCAAACGAUCUUCUGUUAGGAAGAGCUACCCCAGAAGUACCUCAAGGCCCAUUUCAAGAAACUAAAGACCCACGUCAAAGG